AUGACUGAAAAGGCAGGUUCUCCACAAGCAAGAACUAUUCUUCAGCAGUGUCUCUAUGCAAGGCUUCAGGUCAAACCGGCAGAUGAUCAGUCUGAGGCUGAAUGGAUUGACAGAGGGAUGGUGGUCUACAUCUGCUUUUUCAAAGGGGACAUAAUCCCCAAAAUCGUGAACACUCUGCUCAACUUGAAGCUGUGUGAAGCUGACUCUGGGAAGCAUGUGUCAGUGCUGGACCUGCCUGGGAUCGUCCUCAUCGUGCCUAAGGCUACACUGGGAGGCAAGGCCAAAGGGAAGGGCAUGCAGUACCACCAUAACAUUGGGAAAGAAGAGGGCCUACAGCUCUAUUCAAAAUGUGUCUCCCUGUGUGAGAAGGAACUGGCUUUGUCCAGUAAGAGUAGUGAGACUGGGAUGAUCGUCAAACAUGGAACAUAUGGGAACAGACAAGUGUCUUUUGUGUUAAAUCAUACAAAUAUAUAAUUAUCAGGAAAUCAAAAGAAAGUCUGAACUCAACUGAAAUAUUUGUAUAGACAACCUUGUUGCAAAUUGUUGAUGGGUUUAUGAAGGGCAAUGUGUGACAGUGGGGAUUUAUGAGCACUGCACUAGCAAAAUAAUGUCCCCCUACACCUGAAAGAAAUCUAGACAAGAGCAGAUUAAACUUUUUUUCGGCUAAGAUUGCUACCAGUACAAAAAAAGAAAUACUGCAUAUACAUGAAAACAAUGAUGGGGAGGCGAAACAGAUUUGUGAGAACUUGUAUCUGUUCCUCCGAGCCACUCGGUGUCGGUAAUGUGCCUUGCAUGUCAGUUUCACAUCGCUAAACUCCUAGAAAAACGGGAGGAAGCGUAAAGAAGACAUGGAGAUGGAUGGAAAGGUAGGGGGGUUAGGAGUUGAGGAGGACGGGAUGGAGUGGGAAAAGGUGGAGGUAUAGUAAGAGUAAAGGUUACGAAGAAGAGGAAGCCUGAGGAGCCUUUGCAGGACUUGUCAGAGGAUAGUAGUGACAAGGGAGGUUCGGGUCGCAGUGUUGUACUGAGAGGUGGAGCUCAAGGUGUUGGUGAAAUUUAAGGAUCAAGUUGGAGUCACAGCGUGAGGUUUGGCCAGACCAGAUGAAGUGGAUCGGAGUAUUUUGCCAGCAUUCACAGAUCCUCUAGAAACUCCUGCCUCCAUAAAUACGAAUAAAUACUCCGUAAGAAGGUUUAGCCAGGAAUGUAUCAUCAAAAGUGUGAUUUAGGCCUACUUUUUUCUUAACACAGUAGGACAAUGGGAAACAUUCAGCAUAUUGUGUCCGUCCCAAAUGGAACCCUAUUCCCUAUAUAGUGCACUACAUAGGGAAAAGGGUGCCAUUUGGAAUGCAGACAUUGUUUCCAGACCUGCUUGAGCUAAAUGUUUCUUUCCUCAGGUGACGUGCUAUGGUGUAAGGAUGGCAGUCGGCUAUACAGAGCUGUUAGGAGCACAGAGGAAGUGAAGGCGUUGCUGGUGCAGCACCAUGACAACAACAGCCAUGCAGGCAAUCACAAGACCCGCACGCCAGUUUUCACUACUGGAGCUCUAUCUCACCAGACACUAAAAAGUGGAUCCAUAACUGUGAGACUUGUUCAAAGAAGACAUUCCCGCCAGUAUCGGAUAAAUGGCUACGAUGUUUUGUCUAUGGAAGUAAUAACACUGCUUCCCACAAUGAAGAUGGUACCACUUUUCAUCAGUAAAGAAAAAAAAUCCUCUGCCAUCAACUGUACAGUCGUGGUCAAAAUGUUGGUCUUCACAAAGUUCGCUGCUUCAGUGU
This is a messenger RNA of Coregonus clupeaformis (lake whitefish), 1772 nucleotides long. Its product is annotated as D-aminoacyl-tRNA deacylase 2-like. The record is from RefSeq and is a predicted model, not a curated record. Gene Ontology annotation, biological process: tRNA metabolic process. Gene Ontology annotation, cellular component: cytoplasm. Gene Ontology annotation, molecular function: D-tyrosyl-tRNA(Tyr) deacylase activity. NCBI's taxonomy places the organism in Eukaryota, Metazoa, Chordata, Actinopteri, Salmoniformes, Salmonidae.